This is a messenger RNA of Clunio marinus, 1032 nucleotides long. Lineage: Eukaryota; Metazoa; Arthropoda; Insecta; Diptera; Chironomidae. The record is from the annotation of a GenBank genome assembly.
GUAGUGAUAUUUUUUUUUUCUAAAAGAUUUUUUAGCAGAUUUCUUAUUUCUAUUUUGUAAUUUUCUAAAAAUGCUUUCACCAAACUCUAAAACGACAGUCGAGCAGAAAAUAAAAGCAAGAAAUUGCGCACUUCUAUUGAAAAAUGGUAGUCCAAAAUUAAAAACUCUUCUGCGCGAGAGAUGUCGUUUAAGAAUGAAGGAAUCAAGAGAAAAUGCUUUUUCCUCUUCGAGAAAUAUUACAAUCGAACGAAAGCAACUAAUCACGACAAUCGUUAACGAAGAACUUGCACAACAAAUUGAUGAUGACAUCGAACUGCACGAUAUUAUCUUGAAGGAAAUUUUAAAUAAUUGGGACGAAUGGCAGAAUGAAGAAUUUGAAAGGAGCAUGGAUUACAUGAUGAAUGCUGAUGACGAGAAUCAAGUUUUUUGUCCAAUUUGUGAAUGCAACUUGUUGACUCUACAAGAAAAUAUUAUUUCGUGUUGCUGCGGAUUAAGACUUUACUACCCAAAAACACUACCUGAAUUCUACGACAAGAUUCAAGCCAGCAUGAAUGUUCAUGAUCAACAGAACUGCUUCGCGAAGCUUCAGUUUUACACUGAACCGAAAUUCGGCUUCAAUGUUCUCGCUUUAAAUGCUAUUUGUACCGUUUGUGAUUAUUAUUCGCCAAUUCUUGAACUCAUAUAACGUAGACUGUUGAUAAAUAUAUUUACAUACAUAAAUUGAAAUGCUGUGGAUAUAAUUGAAGCUUGAAUUGAGCCACUAAUAUUUAAAAGGGCUGUUUACUCCUAAAAAAUAUCAUUCUUGCGCCCUGAAUCAGUUCGAAAAACUAAGAAGUUACAUUUAAAUGUCCUGUCAAAUCUCUUUGAAAGUACCAAAAAAUAAAAAAAAAUCCUGACAUUAUUUUGUGUUUCAAAUGUUUCCUUGAUGUUGAAUAAUAUUUUCUUAUAAAAAAUUUUCAACCCUCCACAGAGUAAGUCUUAAAGGAACUGUUGAGCACAUAAAUUAGGCAAUUCCCUGUAAAAAAUUGUGUC